UUGGGUGGAUCGGCAUGCAGCAGAAAGCUGAAAAAGAUGCUGCUGCUGUCAGCUGCGGUGUGCAUUCCAUUAGCGAGGACAUACUUCACCUGAAGCCACACCCUGUCACUGGCCUGCAGCUUCCUUCAGUUGUUUUGCUAACCGGUCGGAAGUUUCGAAAAGACAAACCUCAAGUGGCUCUUGUGCAACCACCAGGUGGGUAGAUGAAGAUAUAGGUGCCGUUGCUGGCAGCCGCAAAAUCCCUUUCGAGGGGAUCAAAGUGACUAUGCUGGUUACAGAGGACAUAUGUCAAAGAAAAAGGCUAGUCAUUAGGAGAAUAAGGUGCACACUGAUGCAUGGCGGGGAUGCAGUGCCUAUGAGGGCCCAUGUGGACCACUUCACCACAGUCACCCUUCAACUUUACUUAGACUUGUGCACUCUGAGCCCCCCUUAUCUCGGUUAACUCCUCUUUUACCUACUGCCCCAUCAGUGACAUCUGCCCCAUUGGAGCACUAGAUCAACCCUUCCUGGCUCGGGCCCCCUUUUUGGCCCCACAUACCAUGGUCACCAGGUCUGCCUAACUCCCAUUAUCACCCCUUAAGCUUUUGGAUCCCUGACUUCCCUGACUCCAGGAAGUUUCCAUUCUCCAACUGGUCCUGGGAGACAUGAUAGAAUCUGGACAUUCUUAUAAGAGGCCCGCUCAGUCCUUGGCCCUCAUUUUCCCCUGAAAACAAUGGCAGCGUGCUUGGGGUUAUGGUGUCUUCUUCUGGACUCCCAAACACAGUGCAAUGUCAGCUGACCGUUGUUAACUUGAUUACCCUUGGUCCCCGUGACACCAGAACCACCAAGUGGCUCCUUCCUUUGGGCUGAGCCAGUAGUAAGUGGUAGGGUCUGAGGCAGGACCCAGCUCAUCCAGAGUGGUGUUGUUUGGGGCGAGCAUGGCCGGCCGAGCACACCACACCACAAGCAGGGCAAGCAGCCCCUGAAAAUCUUGGAGGGGAACACAAGUUCAUCUUUCUUAAUUUAAAAAAUGAAAUUGUAUUUCAUUCAGAGGAGCCACUUACAAAUCUCGGGCAAAAUGCAGGCAGGGGCUGGACCAGGCACAUUACAUUGGUGCCGUGACCCUGAUCAGAAGGAUGUUUAGGAGAAAACAGACUUGUGUUUUCCUGCCAAUUGGCCGUUGUUAUGAAUUCAUUUGGUGUAUGUUUGUGUGCGUGAACCAGUAUUCUUCUGUAGAGAGUAUUUGUGAUGACCCGCUGCCCGGAUCAUUUUUGUUUAGUUUUUGACUUCGUCAGUAACUGUUUUGAGCCCCCCUGGGGUUGUGUUUAGUUGUCAUGAUUGCAGAUUGUUUUCACCUGCCUCUGAUUAGUGUUCGGGACGCUCACCAGCUAAUCCACUAAUCAGAGAGCUACUUCUUCCCUGCUUUUUGUCACACUCAGUCUGGCUUUCUUGUUUGCUUUCAUGCAACACGUUACGUUUGAUGAUUCCCUGUUUCUAUAAUUCUGGAUUCCUGUUUAUACGCUAAGCUUUUGCACUAUCCCCAUGUGAUCGACACACGUCUCUUUCGUUUAUAUCUUGUAUUUUUGUAUUUUUUGUGAUUUAUGGACAACAAAAUCAUAUUCUUACCUGCACCUUGCCUCUGGAGUUCCUCCAGCAUCUCUGGAGAACAAACAUGCGUCCCAAGCGUGAUAGUAUUGCUUCGUACUGUUUAGAAUAUUUGGACCAGCUUGUUUUGUUACAUGACAUGAGUCCAAGUAUACAUACAGAUGGAAAGUGAGCAUCAUGACGAAGUAGCCAAAGAAAGGUAUCACUGGACCCACUGCUGCCUUGGACAGCUUGUGCAUGUUGAGAAGAAUAAAAAUUCAAGUAGCGCAGCAGCCACUGGCUUUGAUUAAGUCAUACAGUAAACCCUGGCCACAACGGCCUCCAUCUCACCUGCUGCUAUGAGGGAGGCAUUCACAUGCCACAUGACCUAAUUCCACAACAGUUGUCUUCUUUAGUACCCACUAAAAAUGGACUAGAACUGAUUCUUUUUUACGCCGUUGAAGUGCUUUGGGGUACAUGUUUUCUCCCCUUGGAUUCUGCACACCAGUGGGGUUGUCUGCCCACCUUUUCUCCUGCAAACACAUGAUGACUUGUGGUUGAGCUUAAGUGUUUGAAAAGCCGACCCCGAGCCAAACCCUAAAUUGCUGGUGUCCACUAACCAACUUUUAUAUUGAUGAGUCCAAACACAAAGGUAAAGCCAGCCAAGGAGAAUGGGAAAAUUAUAAAAAAGAUGAAAAGUUGACUUGCUUUCCACAGCCCUGACAUCCUGGGGCGGUAUAGCUCGGUUGGUAGAGUGGCCGUGCCAGCAACUUGAGGGUUGCAGGUUCGAUCCCCGCUUCCCCUAUCCUAGUCCCUGCCGUUAUGUCUUCGGGCAAGACACUUUACCCACCUGCUCCCAGUGCCACCCACACUGGUUUAAAUGUAACUUAGAUAUUGGGUUUCACUAUGUAAAGCGCUUUGAGUCACUAGAGAAAAAGCGCUAUAUAAAUAUAAUUCACUUCACUUCACUGUUUGCUCCAAACAAGGUGGGUCACAAGACACCUGAAAGGUUCCCUUUGUCUUCAAUUCUCUCCACAUUUAAAACGUAGCGCCGCCUGCUGCGUCGCCCUCGGUGACACAUUUGGCCGUUUUGGCGGGGGCCGGAGGGCCGGGCCGGGAGGUGGUUUGUGUUGACAGUUCGGGGCUGCAGACUGUGGACUUUCAGUAAACACUAGUUAGUCAUUGACGCAGGAAACACAACCAAGCAUCUUCAUCAACGCCAUCAAGCAAGUCAUUCGUUGUCUUGUACGUCUCGCAACCUACGGGCUCCAUCGAGGUCUCUUUCUGAAGGGGUGAAAAAGGUAAUAAAGCCCUUGUAGCUUCUUGCUGCCGUUAAGAAACAAAAAAGGCAUCGACAUGUGUCGCCUCGCCUUCUGCGUGUGCGUCGCGGUCGCUUUGUGGGCGGAGUCUACACUAAGUCAGUCAGUCUUUUCCGAACCUGUGGAGGCGCAUAUGUUGCUGCGGUCCCGCCGCGCCAACUCCUUCUUGGAGGAGCUGAAGCCUCCUUCAAUGGAGCGCGAGUGUGUUGAGGAGACCUGUAACUUUGAGGAGGCCAUCGAGAUCUUCAAGACCAGAGAGGCCACACUGGAGUUCUGGACCAAGUACUCAGACGGGAACCAGUGUGAAACCCACAAGUGUGAGUACGGAACAUGCGUGGACAUGUUCAAAGACUAUGCCUGCCGCUGUAACCCCGGAUACGAGGGGAAAUACUGUGACUACCUUCAAACGGCAACAAACUGCAGUGUGAACAAUGGCGACUGUGACCACGAGUGUUCCGAGAGCGAGGACGGCACAAAGAGGAUGUGCAGCUGCGUGAUUGGCUACACGCUGCACGACGACGACAGGAAGUGCGUCCCUAAAGGGGCGAGGUCUUGCGGUCAGCUCCUGAUAGGCCGCUCAUCCUACUCCAAGCCCGUAGAUGGCCUCAUGCCCUGGAUGGUAGGUGGCGACGUGGGCAAGAAGGGUGAGAGUCCUUGGCAGGUGCUAGUCCAGAACGCCAAAGGACGCUUUCAUUGCGGUGGCGUGCUCAUAGAUGAGAGUUGGGUCCUGACGGCGGCGCACUGCCUUGAAAACAAUCUGCGCCUGCGAGUGCGACUCGGCGACUACGAGCGUUUUCGCAAUGAGGGCACUGAGGUGACUUUGCCAGUCGUCGGGGCCUUCAAGCACCCCGACUAUGACGGAACGACAGGGGACAACGACAUCGCCCUACUGCGCCUGGAUAGCCCCGCCCCUUUCUCAGAGUACGUCCUGCCAGCGUGUUUGCCGAGUCGUCGGCUGGCCGAGAAUGUGCUUCACCGCAACGGGACGCCCACUGUGGUGACGGGUUGGGGCAAGGAUAGCAUUGACAGCGCCCGCUUCAGCUCAGCGCUCAACGUCAUCCGAGUGCCGCUGGUCAGCCGCGACGUGUGCGCCGGUCUCAUGUCGCACAACAUUACCAACAACAUGCUGUGCGGCGGCAUUCUAGGCCAGCGCAUCGACGCCUGCGAGGGCGACAGCGGCGGUCCCAUGGUGACGCUCCACGCUGACACUUGGUUCCUGGUGGGCUUGGUAUCGUGGGGUGAGGGCUGUGGCCGCGAGGACAAGCUGGGCAUCUACACUAAAGUGUCCAACUACAAUGAGUGGAUCGACACCGUGCGUGAAAACUGGGACAAAAGGGGACCCCCUCCAGAACCCUGAUGUGCACGUGUGCACGCUCCUUCAAUAAACGGAUAAUUAACCUGUUUGCUUGCUUUAUUUUU
Nerophis ophidion (straightnose pipefish) is the source of this 4301-nucleotide messenger RNA. It is a transcript of the gene proca, whose product is annotated as protein C (inactivator of coagulation factors Va and VIIIa), a. Gene Ontology annotation, cellular component: extracellular region. NCBI's taxonomy places the organism in Eukaryota, Metazoa, Chordata, Actinopteri, Syngnathiformes, Syngnathidae. Gene Ontology annotation, molecular function: serine-type endopeptidase activity; calcium ion binding. The coding region runs from base 2920 to 4239 and encodes 439 amino acids. The record is from RefSeq and is a predicted model, not a curated record. Gene Ontology annotation, biological process: blood coagulation; proteolysis. The transcript has 9 exons.